Molecule: messenger RNA, 3217 nt
Organism: Labrus bergylta (ballan wrasse)
Lineage: Eukaryota; Metazoa; Chordata; Actinopteri; Labriformes; Labridae
Gene: rcc1l
Product: RCC1 like
Biological process (GO): positive regulation of mitochondrial translation
Cellular component (GO): mitochondrial inner membrane
Molecular function (GO): rRNA binding; guanyl-nucleotide exchange factor activity
Source: RefSeq, a predicted model, not a curated record
CACUUCCGGAGUUAGAGGUAAAUAAACAUGCUGGCUGUAAUGUCAUUGAAAAACAUAUUGACAUUUGAGCUGGUUAACAUCAGUUUUUAAACAUCACGAGUUAGAUCUUCAGCCGAUUAAACACAAAAUACAACUCGGUUCUGAACAGGAAGUAAAGGAUGGCUCUUCUGUGCGUGCGACCGUGCACUCGCCACAUGAGCGCAGGGCUUCGAGUCUGCGGCUAUGCGACUCUCAGUAAAUCAUCCAGACCCCAGGAGAAGGACAACAGCGGCCCGGUCUUUCAGUAUGUCGGCGAGCACAAGAAGCCCAACCACAAAGUGUUCGUUUGGGGCUUCAGCUUCACCGGAGCUCUGGGUAUCCCGAGCUUUGUGGUGCCCGACAGCGGCAGGAAGAAACCCCGCAAAUACCAACUCACUCCUUACCGGCUGGAGACGGCAAAGCAGAUCUCAUCUGCUGCUUGUGGCUACGGCUUCACUCUCAUCGCCUCCUCGACCACAGAUGUGACCAAACUGUGGGGCAUGGGCCUGAACAAGGACUCCCAGCUGGGCUUCCAACGCACGCAGAACAGCCGCCAUCACAGCUACGACUACGUGCUGGAGCCGUCCCCGGUGGCUCUGCCUCUCGCGGAGCCUCAGCAGACCAGACUGGUUCAGGUGGCGUGCGGCCGCGCUCACUCUCUGGUCCUCACCGACAGAGAGGGAGUUUUCAGUAUGGGUAACAACGCGUACGGACAGUGUGGAAGGAGGAUCAUUGAAGAUGAAGUCUACAGCGGCAGUCACGUCAUUCACAAGCUUGACGGCUUCAGCAGCAGAGUGGUCCAGGUAGCGUGUGGACAGGACCACAGCCUCUUCCUCACUGACACAGGAAAGGUCUUUGCUUGUGGAUGGGGCGCAGAUGGACAGACGGGUCUUGGGCAUCAUAAAAUCAGCUCCAGCCCGGUGGAGGUGGGAGGGGAUCUGGCGGGGGUGGAGGUGCAGCAGAUCAGCACGUAUGGAGACUGCAGCCUGGCCGUGUCCAGAGACGGGCAGCUGUUCGGAUGGGGCAACUCUGAGUACCUGCAGCUGGCUUCUGUCACCGAGUCCACUCAGAUCAACACUCCUCGACAUCUCCCUCUGAAAGGCUUCGGGAAGGCAGUUCAGGCGGCGUGUGGAGGGACACAGGUGGUCGUCCUCAACGACAAAGGAGAAGUGUUCGUUUGGGGUUACGGGAUUCUUGGAAAAGGCCCCAAAUUAUCUGAAUCCUCGACCCCAGAGAUGAUUCCCUCCACGCUGUUCGGACGCUCCGAGUUUAACCCCUCGGUGGUCGUCACCGGCGUCAGGUGUGGCCUCAACCAUUUUGCCGCAGUGACAGACCGAGGCGAGCUCUUCGUCUGGGGGAAGAAUGUGAGAGGUUGUUUGGGCAUCGGGAAGAGAGACGACCAGUACUUCCCCUGGAGAGUGACCGUGCCGGGUCAGGUGGUGGACGUAGCGUGUGGCGUCGACCACAUGGUGGCGCUGGUGAAGUCCCUGCUCUGAGCUUCAUGUGUGUUCCAGCAGUGGGGAUGAAAGGCUGGAUGGUUUUGGCUGACCCUUCCAGCCCCCAUCAGAGACCAGAUCGGGAGGCCACGCUGGAGUCUAAAAACCCAGCUGCUCUCUGCAGGCGAGCGACCCUCGUUGUCCCUCCGUCCUGCAGUUAACGUCAAACCGAGCAGACGCGUCGACUCUGCAGCACACGGACACAGACUGUAUCACUCUACCCUGCACGAAGGUUGUGGAGUAAAGACAGUGGAAGGAUUUGGUUUGAGCUAAAUUUACCUAAAUUUACCUAAAACCAAGCUGUGAAAAAGUGCAAACAUUUCUGUGGUUGAAGCUUCUGCAACGUGAGGAUUUUCUGUUUUCUCUGAUCUAUGAAACCAGGAAAAUAUCUGUGAGUGUUUUGGACAAAACAUGAAAAUCUUCAACGCCAGCUUUAAGGAAACCAAAUGUGUUUUUUACCCAUUUCUUGUAUAAAAAAAAUGCAGAUGAAGAUUAAUCUAUCAUGAACAUUUUUCAUUCAUUCUUAGUCGUUGUGAUGCCCGUCAUUUCCAUCAUUUUGUUUCUCUCGUAACUUAAAGUUGGUGUAAGAAGCAUUUUUCAUUGCCGUUUGUAAACACAACAUUCAAACUGGACCCGUCCUGCUGACGUGCACACUCACUGCAGGAUGUAGUGUGUACGUUUACUGCAUGCUACCGCUAGCACAAGCUAGCCACAGGUGUUUGGCACAACGGAGAGCCGGUAAACUCUGGGUCCUGGUCCCUACCCUAAACCAAAGUUCACCCUCCUUUUAGAACGAGCUUCAUCCACUUGGUGUCUCGCCUCGCUGUGAUUAGAUUUUCUCUUCUUUGCUGCUACAACCUCGUCCGUCAUAUUCACCGGUUUGAAUCGCUUCCAAUCGCUGAAUUGUAUCCACUCUUAAACUCACCUGCUGCGCUGUCAUUGGCUGGAGGACACUCACCAGCUCCCCUCCCAGAAACGUCCAGUUGUCAACCAGAACAAACCAGAACAGUAAAAUCCAGUCAGAGGACAGAGUCUCUGCAGACACAGUCACCACCACACAUGUAAGAAGGUUCAUUCAGACUCAGGUAAUAAAAUAUUCAGGAGGAUUCUUCAGGAGCUUCAAUCUGUAAAUUGUCUUGUGAACAUGUUUCGUUACCUCUCAUGUUUAUUUGUUGCUACAAAAAGAAGGAAAUGUGUUCAGUGGAAGUGACUCACUGUUGAAUAAACAGGACUCUUUGCCGUUUGGGGAUUACCUCAAACAAAACGCUGUGUGCCGGCUGUGAAAUGUUGGUAAAAAAACAUUUGAAGAGCCAGUCGCAGCAUUAACAGUCCCCAAAAAACAAAAUGAUUACCUCGCUGCCAACGUCAGAUAGAGGUGAGGACACUCUGCCCCCGAGAGAAAACAGGUUUUUGAGGAUUCAAUUUUACAUCCUGCACUCGUGUUUCACCCCAGUGUGUUCAUGUUUGUUUUUGUUUUUUUGUAGAAAGCAUCAGAUAGCUUCAGGAAGCUGCAAAAAGAUGGACUGCUGCCAGCUGGGAAGGAUAAGACAUUUUUCAAAAUCAAAUAUGAAUGAAAGAUUUUGUUUUGGACUCCCAGCUGGAGAGUAUCACAGGAUGACUGUUUAAUACCUUUAAGGACACAAGAUACAUAAUAAAUGUUACUUAUAUCAAAAUAUCAAUAAAUAUAUUUUACUAAAACAUCA